This is a messenger RNA of Anopheles maculipalpis, 3392 nucleotides long. RefSeq names its product importin-4-like. Gene Ontology annotation, biological process: protein import into nucleus. Gene Ontology annotation, molecular function: nuclear import signal receptor activity; small GTPase binding. Lineage: Eukaryota; Metazoa; Arthropoda; Insecta; Diptera; Culicidae. Gene Ontology annotation, cellular component: cytoplasm; nucleus. The coding region runs from base 4 to 3300 and encodes 1098 amino acids. The record is from RefSeq and is a predicted model, not a curated record. The transcript is spliced from 6 exons.
AAAAUGGAGCAAAUAAUUAGGAACCUUCUAGUGGCCGACAACGAUUUAAUACAGCAAGCAUCGGCCGACUUAAAGGAAGCGUUCAAGAAGCCGGAAACGAUUCCCCAGCUGUGUGAAAUAUGUGUCACUAAUAGUGAUCCCCAGGUACGGCAGUACGCUGCCAUGCUGCUAAAAAAGCAUCUCGGGAAGUUGCGUGCGUGGCGCGAAGUGCCGGUCGAAACGCAAACCCUGAUCAAGAAGGGCAUGCUGGAAGCGAUUGUGAACGAAUCGGAAAAGUCGGUCCGAAAUGCAAUUACCGGUUUCGUUGGGGUGCUCGUAAAACACGAGGCCGAAAGAGAGGACGGUUGGAUGGGGGAGGUGUUGAAAUUCAUGUUCGAAAGCACUAGCUCGAGUGAUCCGAAGCUGAGCGAGCUUGGUUCGUCAGUAUUUGCCACACUGACCGAUGUUGCACCGGACCAAUUUAUGCCCCAUAUCGAGAUGGUGUGUCAGCUGUUCUCGUCCGCGCUGAUGGCGACGGAAGCGGGCGGUAAUAUGGCUACGCCAGUAAUCUACAACAUCCUUCUCGGCAUGUCUCAUCUCGUACCCUUCAUACCGGGCCGGCAGGAAGUGGAACAGACCUACCAAGACUCAAUACCGUACGUGCUGAAAGCGUUGGGAGCAUUUGCCAUGCAAGAUUCGUUCAAGUUCAUCGAAGCGUUCGAUAUAUUGGAAAAUUUGGCCGACGAAUCGUCGCGCACACUUUCCCCGCACAUGAAGCUACUGAUCGAUUUCUGUCUACAGCUGGCCGGCAAUACCCAGUUGGACGAUUCUGUGCGCGUAAAAACGAUCACCUUCAUUGGAUGGUUGGUGCGGUUGAAGAAAAAAAUGAUCAUCAAACAGAAGCUGGUGGAACCGAUCGUGAAUGCACUGUUUGCACUGAUGAGCGUGGCGCCGGAAGUGGAGGAUGAGGAUGAAGAGUACUUUGGUAGCAACGAGGUGUCGACACCCAGCACCUGUGCUACCCAGUCGCUCGAUGUGCUCGCGUUGCACAUUCCACCGAAACAGCUAUUCCCACCGCUGAUGGCAUUGCUCGAACCGGCCCUAGCCGGAGUUGAUCCACUGCCCAAGAAAGCGGCCUACCUUUCGAUCGCGGUCAUCGCUGAGGGAUGCUCGGAGCACAUCUGUAGCAAAUAUCUGCGCGUACUGGUGGAUGUUAUCAAGCGUGGCAUUACCGAUGAGAACGUGAUGAUACGCAAUGCGGCACUGUUUGCGCUCGGCCAAUUCUCUGAACAUUUGCAGCCGGAAAUUUCUCAGCAUGCGGAUGAAAUUUUGCCCAUUUUGUUCGAGUUUUUGCAGCAGCUGUGCUUGCAGAUUCGCUCCGGUGGGAAGGAACCGCCCCAUAUCGAUCGUGUGUUUUACGCCCUCGAGACAACGUGCGAGAAUCUCGAGGAACAGGUAACACCGUACCUUCCGAUGCUGAUGGAACGGUUGUUUGAAUCGCUGGAUUCUCGCAACAGCGUGCAUUUGCGUGAGCUGUCGCUGACAACGAUCGGUGCAACGGCCAGUGCAGCCAAAGAGCACAUGCUGCCGUACUUUCCACGGCUGAUCGAUUGUUUGAAGGUGUACUUGGUGAAGACGGACGACGAAGACAUCUGUACGCUGCGUCCGCAAGCGAUCGAUACAUUCGCGGCGCUGGUGCGAACGAUCGGGCGCGAUAAUUUCUUACCGCUGGCGGUAGACACACUCAACAUGGGCCUCACAAUGAUGGACGAAUCGAAUGAUCCCGAUCUGCGCCGCAGCUGUUACAAUCUGUUCGCCUCGAUGGCAUCGUCCGUGAAGGAGGAUAUGGCUGGAUCGUUGAAUAAGAUCGUCGAAACGAUGCUGGAGAGCGUGCGCAGUUCGGAGGGUAUUGUGCCAACGUUCAAAGAUGGUGGUGCUGGCGAUGAUAUGCCCAUCCUGCCAAACGGUGCUGUUGGUGGUGCGAACGGUUCCGGUGACGGAGACGACGAGGACGACGAGUUCGACAUUGAAAACUCGAUCGAAGAUGAGGAGGAGGACGAAGAAGAUAUCGCCGGGUAUAGUAUCGAGAAUGCGUACAUGGACGAAAAGGAGGAAGCGAUCCUAGCGCUGAUGGAGUUUGCCGAACACACAGGAUCUGCCUUUGCGCCCUUCAUUCAGACGGCGUUUGAAGAAAUUUACAAACUGCUAAACCAUCCGAACGAGGACAUCCGGAAAGCGUCAAUCGAUGCGGUAAAACAGUUUGUGGUGGCAUUGCAUCAGCUGGGCAACAUGGAAGGUGUGAAUCAAACAAUCCUCAUUUUGAUACCGAAGCUGAGCGAAAUUAUCCGCACGGACGAAGAGCGGACCGUGGUCAUGUCGGCGUUGGAUGGAUUUAGCGAUAUUCUGCAGGAGGUAGGAGCGGCUACGUUCCAGGCCGAUGGGCAGAAGGAUGCCGUGUUCAACUGUAUUGUGGAUGUGCUGAAUGGUAAGGUCGCCUGCCAGUUUGAUGAGCCGGUCGACGAGGAGCAGGAAGAGAGCGAGUACGAUGAGGCGAUCCUCGAGUCGGCGGGUGAUAUUCUACCCAAGUUUGGACGCGCCCUGCCGGCGGAAGAGUUUGCCGUAUACUUUGGACGGGUGUGGCCGUACUUUAUACAGAAAAUUGAAAAGUCUAAACAAAAGGACGAAACAACCGACUCGCAGCGUGCCUUCGCGAUCGGAGUGCUGGCUGAGUGUUUCGAGGGUCUGAAAGAGUAUACGCGCAACUGGAUCGAUUCGCUGCUGCCGAUUUUCCUGUCGUGUGUACAGGACCGUAACAACGCAGUUCGUAGCAAUACGGUUUACGGGCUGGGAGAGAUGGUGAUGCAUGGAAAGGAAUGCACCUUCGGUCACUAUCCACAAAUAAUGGCAGCUCUCUCGCAGCUCGUAUCCAAAGAACAGCAUGCCGGCACGCUAGACAAUCUGUGCGGUGCGUUGGCUCGACUCAUUAUAACCAAUUCCAGUCUGGUCCCGAUGAAAAGCGUAUUUCCCGUGUUUGUAGAGUAUCUUCCGUUGCGGGAAGAUUUCACCGAAAAUUUAACCGUGUUCCAGUGCCUUGACCUACUGUACCGACAGGGCGACGAAAAUCUGUUGCCAGUGUUGUCCCGUGUUGUGAUUGCUGGUUUGCAGGUGCUGUACAAGAAGGAACACGAUACGGAUGAAUGCCGCGAGCUGGUGUACAAUCUGGUCAAGCAAAUCCGCAACGACUUCCCGGACAAAUUUAGCGAAGCAGUUCACAGUAGCAACGAAGCUUUGCAGCACGUGCAAUCGCUAUCUUUCAAGUAGAAAUUAGCGAAACCGCACUUUAUGCGCAAACUGUUUGCAACCUACAUCAAUCCAUAUCUCCUACACAGUACAUGCAUGAAACGGGAUAGUAA